This is a messenger RNA of Penaeus chinensis, 971 nucleotides long. RefSeq lists its product as uncharacterized. The coding region runs from base 1 to 726 and encodes 241 amino acids. Lineage: Eukaryota; Metazoa; Arthropoda; Malacostraca; Decapoda; Penaeidae. The transcript is spliced from 7 exons. The record is from RefSeq and is a predicted model, not a curated record.
AUGCUCUACACAUCUCAUCCUGCCCCCUGGCUUCCUGCCCCUGGCCCCUACCCCUGGCCCCCUGCACAAAUGCACCCGCCACUCCUGCCCAGUUCCUUACUUUUGCGUCUCUUUGUGGAACCCGGGGCUCAAGUGACAGCGAGCUCCGAGCCGUGGACAACGAACAGCUUCCAGUGUGCAGCCGACAGGGCUCGGUGCAAGGUGUCUGUGGAAAAAAUCUGUUUCCUUUUCUCGGCCCACUUCGACAAGAGUAACGACGUACAAAAAUUGACUACAACACGCUCUGUGAUGACAGUGAUUGACAACACCUUUGCGAAACUGCAAGAUAUGAAUUCCCGUUUGCAAUUGAUUUGGCUGAUGCUUGCGGUGGGAGCGAUCGCGUCCUCGUCAGCCCUCCGAUGCCUGCACUGCUCCAACUGCAUGAAGACGGCUGACACCUACCACGACUGCGACGAUAGCUACGAUGUGUGCAUGAAAAUUAACGUGGCUGGUCGCGUGGAAAAGAGGUGCGGAUACAGCUGGGCUUGUGGGCUCGGGGGCCUGGAGAGAGGCGCCGUCAGCAUGUGGAACGCCAUCAAAAACUCCGUCAGUGAGAGCGACCAGCAGGCAUCCGACGCCCAGCUCAUCUACUGCUGCGACAGGGACUAUUGCAACGCCGCCGCGCCCGCGUCCCUGAGUUCCGCCCUCCUACUGGUGGGCGCCCUUCUCGCUUACGCGCUGGCCUAGGAACAGGGUCGGAACAGCUGUUAAAUUUGGCACUCUCUCUCUCCGUCUGCCGCCUUUUCUGUCAGCCUGUGUCUUUACUCACAUUUUCUCUGUGUUUCCCUUUCAUUCAGCGGUCUUCCUGCUCACAUUGUCUUUCGUUCUUUCUCUCUGUCUUCUUGUCUAUUGGUCUGUCGGCUAUUUAUUAUUAGAUUUUAUGUUUCUUGUUUUGUACAAGUUAUGUGUUUACAGUAAAAGAUUUGUAUUUU